This is a messenger RNA of Cyphellophora europaea CBS 101466, 1722 nucleotides long. RefSeq lists its product as uncharacterized. The coding region runs from base 1 to 1722 and encodes 573 amino acids. Gene Ontology annotation, cellular component: membrane. NCBI's taxonomy places the organism in Eukaryota, Fungi, Ascomycota, Eurotiomycetes, Chaetothyriales, Cyphellophoraceae. Gene Ontology annotation, molecular function: metal ion transmembrane transporter activity. The transcript has 3 exons. The record is from RefSeq and is a predicted model, not a curated record. Gene Ontology annotation, biological process: transmembrane transport; metal ion transport.
AUGGCUUCAGCACCGGCUGAUCCGACCGACGCUCAGACCGAUUCAAAUGGAGGUGAUCAAAGGGAUGAUCGUGCUCAUGAGCCUGUGAGAACAAGCGAGAAAUACGGGAGCCUGAUUCUGCAGCAUUCGAAGAGAAGCAGGCUUCGUCAUUAUCACACAGGCCUGAACUAUCGCGCUCUUGCAAAGUUUCUUGAGCGUGAGCCGCAGCCUGUGUCUCCGACUCAAGGAAGAACAGAUUCACAUGACUUUCUUGUGAUCCGCACUUUUGCGAGGGAACGCGGCGAGCGUUCUACUCGGACUUACACAGCCAACGAUGUGCACCGUUUCGAACAAGCUCCUUCCGAGAAGAACAUCAGUAAGGUCAUCUUUAUGCGGGGUCUAGCAUCGCGUGCCUGGCUCAAUGCUCUUGGGAACCACUAUCGCCUGGACCCAGAGUUUUUCCGUCGCCAUCUCGAGUUCACCCCGUCUAUCGACUAUCACGACCUGCCGUCCGUCCCUUCGGUUUCCCGAAGAAUGGUGACUAUUCGCGUUUCCACGAUAUUCCGACGCCGCACUGCGUUGCCUCAAAUCGAACUACAGCAUGCCAGACAGGGAGAGGACCUUGCCGUCCGCAAAUAUCAACGUGAAGUAGACCGUCACGGAGGGAUUGGAACUUCAAUCGUUCGAGGCCUGUCGUUCCAGAACGAGACGACCUUUACAUUGGAACAAGCAAUGACCAUCUGCGCCGUAAAGCAAGAUGAUGAUGUCCGCGUCAUCGUGUGGAUGGAUGCCGGUCUACACCUAGACUCCCUGAACGCGACUAGGACUUUGACAAGGUGCGGAUCGGGAGAUCUAGAAUGUGCCCCUAUCUUCCAGCACAGAUACAAAAUUGCCCUUCAGACAUUCGAGGACGCUCCAGAAUCAGGCGGCACCUUUCGCGAACCCUCGACUCAAAGCUUUGCCAAUCUAGCUUACCAUUACGGAGCGACCCUCGAUCCGAAAGCGGUACCGCUCGAUACGAUAUAUGCACUGAGCGAGCUGUUCAGUUUCGCGGCCCACGCAAACUGCCAGUUGAUGAACCUACUCCAGGCUCAGAUCACGAAGACGACCAAAUCCUUUCGCGAAGACAUGGAAAGUGCUCUCAAAGAACUCGAUUACCUACGGGAAAUGGUCAAAGACCGACAACAGAAUAUCGCUGAGGUAAAAUCUUGUAUAGAGGGAAGAGGCGAUCCGAAAUGGCCCAGAGCAGACCUCGCGCUUGAAACAUGUAAGACUUUGCUCACCGACUGGGACUACCUACAUCGACGUUGUGAAUCCCUUACAGCACAAUGCACUGAGGGUGCGAAUAUGAUCGCCAACGCAGCUUUGCUCGAAGAAUCGAAGAAGAGCAUGAGUCAACAGAAGAAGGUCAGCAAGCUGACCCUGCUAGCCUUUUUCUUCCUGCCCCUACAGCUGGCUACUGGGGUCUGCGGGAUGAACUUCAAGGAGUUUGGCCAAGGAGAACGUGGCAUUUGGUGGUUCCCAGUUAUACUGAUUCCAAUCCUGGCAGUUGCUCUGAUCCUACUAUUCUGGGACGGACUGACUCCCCUCCUACGACAUGACCAACGGCAACAGACGACUGCAGCAGAACAGGCAGAACAUAAUGGAUCAGUGUCAUUGAAUAUGCCCCAGACAUGGGAUGCGCCUGCGCCUGCGCCAAAUACUUCGGCAACAAGGAGAAGCUCACGCCAAACCGGGGCAUGA